AUGGAUGAAAAUUUCAUUUGUUCAAAUUCUGAAGCAUGUCUUCAAUUUAUUCAUUAUAAGUUUGAUUAUUAUAAAAACAUUCUCGAUGAUGAUCAACAGACAUGUGAUAAUGCAAUUGCUUUUAUUAGACAACAAGCAUGUUUAUACAAUGGCGACGAUGAUGAUGAUGAUGAUGAUGAAAAACCUCGAUCAAUAACUGGAUUUGAUAGAAUUCAAUUAGCUAAUCAAUUAGAUUAUUUUGAACAGGAAGCUUGCAAAACAAGUGAAGAAAAUAAAACAUGCUUAUUUAAAAUGUUCCAAAAUUUAUUCAAUUUACAUCGUCAAGGUGCUUUUGAGAGAGUGCGAAUCAGUGAACAUCAAAUAGCUGAAUCAUUCCAAUAUAGACCUUCUGUGUUAGCUAAUAUUGAAAAGCUUCGUCUUCCAAUGAACAGUAUAACAUCUUCUUCAUCUAUACAUUCCGAGAAAAAUCAUGCCACGUUUACUGCAACGCCAACACCGAAUACCUCAUUGGCAACUCCAGUUCGUUCAACAAGUUUUAGCAAUCGAGCUGAUAUUCAAGCUUUUCAACAAAAGAAAAAUCCUGUUUCUCUGAAAAUACUUCCAGCCAUUGAAAGCAAUGAAAUUGAUUUAACAAAACUCAUUCGAGAAACCAAUCAAAAUAAAACAUCUGGCGAUUUUCAAUUUUCGAAAAUGUCACAACAUUUACGACAACAACAACAACAACAACAACAACAACAACAACAACAGAAAAAAACCACUAUGACAUUGUCAAAGAAAUUAUCUCACCAAUCGAUAUCAUGUGAUGACGCUUUACUUGUCGGUGCUAAUAAACGAUACGUUCUUCUUUAUAAUAUGAAUAUUUCAAGCAUACUUUAUUUAUUUGACACGCAAACAAAUGAAAGCAAAGAAAUUCUAUGGGAUGAAGGAGAUAUUCUAUCAAUUGGCCUUGUUGAGAGUAAUAUAUUCUAUAUUAUAACUUCAACAAAAAUAUUUCUUUAUGAUAUAAUUAAAGAAAAUAUAGCUUCACAAUAUUUUCUCUAUGAUACAUUAUAUAAAGAUUUAUUAUUAAUUACGGCAAAUUCAUUUUAUCAAACUCUUUUAAAGCGUAAUAAUCAAAUUCAAUCAACUGUUUAUGAUGAUUAUUGUUAUUAUUUAUAUACAAAAACAAAUAUCAAUCUAACAAAAUUACAUCCUGAUAUUCAAUAUUUUCUUAGUUUUACAGUAACACAAAAAUCAUUAAUAACAUUUCUCAUUGGUGAUUCAAGUGCAUAUCAAUUAUUAGUCUGUGAUGAAAUUCAAAAUUUUAAUAUACUUAAAAUAAUUCCAAUGAAUAAUUCAAUUGAACCAACAAAAAUGAUAACAACAUUUGCCUCGAAAAUGAUAAAUUAUUCGCCCGCAAAAAAUAAAAAAAAAGGGAUUAUUAAAUAUGGUAAACAAGUUUGGUUUAUUUUGGAUAAAAAACGAAACUGUAUCGAUUGUCUUACACACGAAGAAUAUCUAACUAAAAUUGAACCAAGAGGAAAUGAUCAAAUUCAAUCGAUUUCACUCUUUGAUGAUAAACUUAUUUUAGCUUACAAUCAAUUAUCCAUAGAAAUAAUUGAUCUUGACAAGUAUUUCUCUUCUUUUGAAUUUUAG
Rotaria socialis is the source of this 1635-nucleotide messenger RNA. The record is from the annotation of a GenBank genome assembly. NCBI's taxonomy places the organism in Eukaryota, Metazoa, Rotifera, Eurotatoria, Philodinida, Philodinidae.